Messenger RNA from Cotesia congregata, 616 nucleotides. The record is from the annotation of a GenBank genome assembly. Lineage: Eukaryota; Metazoa; Arthropoda; Insecta; Hymenoptera; Braconidae.
GAACUGGAUGCCCUGGUCUCAAUAUCCGGAUAAGAGCGAUUUCACCAAACUGCCUGAACAAUUCAGCGACCGACUCAAUGGUCAAUUUUUCAAGCGGAAGUUUCGCGGCAAUAACUGUCCUAGAUGGCAAAGUUUGAUCAUACUGCGGCAGAGGAUCUCGACGUCUAAGCUUGACGACGUUGCAACUGGAGAAACACGAUCAGGUUCAUCAAUACUGCUGCCAAAAUCUGAAAAAUCAGCUUCUUCACUUUUGGAGCCUCGCCUAUCAAAAGACAAACUGACAUCGCUGUCAAUGGAAGAAAUACUAUCCCGAGUAUCAGAUUUUCUCAUUGGUGCCGAAUUCGAGAUAUAUUUACAAAAAUAUUGGGUUGGUCCUGUGAUAGAUCUCCUAAAGAACCUCUAUAAAAAGUAUGUAAAAGAUGUUGUCUGUCAUAAAGACAACAUAAAAGUCGGGAAUAUUACUAUUAUUUGCAUACCGUCAAAUUUUUGGAACAAUUACAACUUACGCGUAUUAAUGACAGCAAACGAAAGCGACGCUCGUAUGAGUUGUUAUAAUACAGGAUAUAUUAAACAAUCAUCGGGAAAAAGAUUACGCAGAAAUUCAAGGACUAUUGAU